Cajanus cajan (pigeon pea) is the source of this 1702-nucleotide messenger RNA. Its product is annotated as UDP-arabinose 4-epimerase 1. Gene Ontology annotation, molecular function: UDP-glucose 4-epimerase activity. The record is from RefSeq and is a predicted model, not a curated record. NCBI's taxonomy places the organism in Eukaryota, Viridiplantae, Streptophyta, Magnoliopsida, Fabales, Fabaceae. Gene Ontology annotation, biological process: galactose metabolic process.
AAAAGGGAAAUAAAAAAUGAAAGUCUACGACGUUGUUUGUUCCCUUGCGGUCUGUAACUCUUUGACAAUAUGGAUGCAGAGAAGACGCAGUUUAUUAGAACUCAUUCUCUCUCUCUCUCUCUCUCUCUCUCUCAGUUUCAAUUUUCAACACCAUCCCAAAAUUCCACUGCACCUGUUCCCACCUGCACCAUUUCUAACCCUCCCUCAUUUCUGCACACAAUCCGCUACUUUUUCUUCCAUUUCCAGAUUUCCUACAUUUCUUAUUCUCGACAAACACUCAUAUUUACACUCUUUUUCACCUUUUAAGCUCCUCUGCUCUUCUGGGCACCGCUUAAGGACAAGAAGUCAGCCGAGGUCUACCAGAUCUCUGUCUUUGGGAGGCAUGGAUUAUGUGGACCCAAAAAGGAAGAGCAAUUUUGUUGGAAAAGUUCUUCUUGCUGCAGCAUUAACAGCACUAUGCAUUAUCGUGAUCACGAGAUCUCCAUCUUUGAAUUCCCCUAGUCCGUUUUCCAUCCAUGAACCAGGUGUCACCCAUGUUUUAGUGACAGGAGGUGCUGGCUAUAUCGGCUCGCAUGCUACCCUACGACUUCUGAAGGAAUCUUAUCGGGUCACCAUAGUGGAUAAUCUGUCACGAGGAAAUUUGGGUGCUGUCAGGGUUCUUCAAGACUUAUUUCCAGAACCUGGAAGGCUUCAAUUUAUAUAUGCUGACUUGGGAGAUAGAGAAUCUGUUAAUAAAAUAUUUUCCGAGAAUAAGUUUGAUGCUGUUAUGCACUUUGCUGCUGUCGCAUAUGUGGGAGAAAGCACACUUGACCCUCUCAAGUAUUAUCACAAUAUUACGUCAAAUACCUUGUUGGUAUUGGAGUCUAUGGCUAAAUAUGGUGUAAAGAAAUUGAUAUAUUCUAGUACGUGUGCAACAUAUGGGGAGCCUGAAAAGAUGCCGAUAACAGAAGAAACGGAACAGAAACCAAUUAAUCCAUAUGGAAAGGCCAAGAAGAUGGCAGAAGACAUUAUCCUUGAUUUUUCUAAAAAUUCUAGGAUGGCAGUAAUGAUUCUGAGAUACUUUAAUGUAAUUGGAUCAGACCCUGAAGGUAGAUUAGGUGAGGCUCCAAGACCUGAACUUCGAGAACACGGUCGAAUUUCUGGUGCCUGCUUUGAUGCAGCUCGUGGUAUUACAUCUGGCUUAAAGGUUAGAGGAACUGACUACAAGACACAUGAUGGAACAUGCAUACGAGACUACAUUGAUGUAACUGACUUGGUUGAUGCUCACGUGAAGGCUCUUGAAAAGGCACAGCCUGGUAAAGUAGGGAUCUAUAAUGUCGGCACUGGAAAGGGUAGAUCAGUGAAGGAGUUUGUGAAUGCUUGUAAGAAAGCCACAGGGGUGGACAUAAAAGUGGACUUCCUUCCUCGUAGACCUGGUGAUUAUGCUGAGGUGUAUAGUGACCCUUCUAAAAUCAACAGGGAACUCAAUUGGACUGCACAAUACACUGACCUUGAGAAGAGUAUACAAAUUGCAUGGAAAUGGCAAAAAUCUCAUCGUAAUGGUUACGGCAUUUCAUCUGCAAUCUGAAGAUUUUUUUGUUUUUCCGUAGGGAAGUUUGGUAGUUCAUUCAUUAUACUUACAUGUAUUCAACAUAUUAUGAGUCAAUAAUAAUAAUAUAAUCCCAGCCUCUGGUUGGGGGGUAUAGCUUUUCUUCUAUCUUUA